Molecule: messenger RNA, 1495 nt
Organism: Malaya genurostris
Lineage: Eukaryota; Metazoa; Arthropoda; Insecta; Diptera; Culicidae
Gene: Bap55
Product: actin-like protein 6A
Exons: 4
Coding region: 136-1404 (422 amino acids)
Biological process (GO): regulation of transcription by RNA polymerase II; nervous system development
Cellular component (GO): NuA4 histone acetyltransferase complex; SWI/SNF complex
Molecular function (GO): chromatin binding
Source: RefSeq, a predicted model, not a curated record
CAACCAUAAACAAUUUCAAUAAAACGUCAUUCUGUAAGCCGCUUGUCAAAAACGACGACGCCGAUUUACGUUUGUAAUUUCUCUGUUUUCGUUCAUUUUUAAGUGAAAUAAUUGAAUUAGAUCCCUACGAUUACAAUGAGUGCCGGUGGUAUGUUAUACGGUGGUGAUGAAAUCGGCGCACUGGUAUUCGAUCCCGGCCAUCAUUCGUUGAGAGUGGGAUACGCUCAGGAGGACACGCCGAAGGCUGAAAUACCUGCGGUUGUUGGCGUUGGACCAGGUGAUGUGGCUCUGAACACAGAUCUGGAAACUAAAGUUGAUAACAACAUCGGCAGCACAAAUAAAUACUAUGUCGAUACAACUUUCGUCAGUGUUCCAAGAUCGAAUACGGAGAUCCAAACUUAUAUGAAGGAUGGCAUGGUGGACAAUUGGGAUUUAUUUGAAAAAGUGCUGGAUUAUAUAUACGCAAAAGUAGUUCAAUCAGAGUCAAUGUACCAUCCUGUACUGUUUUCGGAAGCAGCUUGGAAUGUUCGUAACAACAGAGAACGAUUGACGGAACUCAUGUUCGAGAAGUACAGUGUUCCGGCUUUCUUCUUAGUAAAAAAUGCGGUUCUUGCAGCGUUUGCCAACGGACGCGCAACGGCUUUAGUUGUGGACAGCGGCGCUACGCAUACUUCUGCCGUUCCGGUUCAUGAAGGAUACGUGCUUAGUCAAGCGGUAGUCAAAUCUCCUUUGGGCGGUGACUACUUAUCGCUGCAGUGUCGUCAAUACUUAGAAAGUCAAAACAUUGAUUUAACACCGGUCUAUGGCAUAGCUGCCAAAGAUGUCAUCAAAGAACGCGACAACGCUCGUUUCACUCCACGCCAACUUCCAGAAAAAUUAACAACUUCCUGGCAGCAGUAUAUGCUCAAAGGUUUGCUGCAAGAUUUUCAAAUGUCGGUAGUUCAAGUCCUAGAAACGCCUUUCGACGAGAGAACCGCUGCUCAGAUUCCUGCCGUUCAUUACGAGUUCCCUAACGGAUACCAUCAAGACUUCGGUCCAGAGCGGUUCAAACUGGCUGAGAGUUUAUUUGAUCACACUAUGCUAGGCGCCGGUCAACUAGCCUCAACCAGCGUGGGAAUGUGUGAUGCCGAUGUACGUUUAUCUCUGUACGGAUCGGUGGUUGUUACCGGUGGGAACACCCUAUUACCAGGGUUCCCAGAGCGUCUCAAUCGAGAUUUGCAGCAUCGAGCUCCUUCCAAUACGCGGUUAAAGAUGAUUUCCGCUAACGGUUCGGUUGAGCGACGGUUCGGUGCCUGGAUUGGCGGUUCAAUUUUGGCUAGCAUCGGUACAUUCCAGCAAAUGUGGAUUUCGUCUCAGGAAUAUGAAGAAUCCGGUAAAAGUCAGGUUGAAAGGAAAUGCCCCUGAAAAAUAACUCCGACUAGUGCUAGGCGUAAAGAUUUGAACAUUAAUGACAACAAUUCUAAUGUAGUGUGAAACGAUAAAAAAUAUACGAUAA